Molecule: messenger RNA, 4223 nt
Organism: Trichomycterus rosablanca
Lineage: Eukaryota; Metazoa; Chordata; Actinopteri; Siluriformes; Trichomycteridae
Gene: hbs1l
Product: HBS1-like translational GTPase
Exons: 19
Coding region: 54-2228 (724 amino acids)
Biological process (GO): translation
Molecular function (GO): GTPase activity; GTP binding
Source: RefSeq, a predicted model, not a curated record
AUGAGCUGGAACUUUUAGCCGAAUCAUUGAUCAGAUAGAGAGAAAUCAGAACCAUGUCCCGCCACAGGAACGUUCGAGGCUAUAAUUACGAUGAAGAUUUUGAGGAAGAUGACAUUUAUGGACAGUCAGUGGACGAUGAUUAUUGCAUCUCUCCCGCUACAGCCGCUCAGUUCAUUUACUCGCGGCAGGACUCGCGGCAGGCGCGGCAGGUAGAGCCGCUGGAGGAAGAAGAACAUGAGGAAGAGGAGGAGAUUCCAGCCUCACCCUCCGCCACGCUCGUGCUCGACCCCCUGGAACAAGGCCGGCUGUACUCUUGUCUGGACCAGAUGCGUGCGGUGCUGGGAGACACGGUCCUGGACUCGACCCUGAGCCAGGCUGCUCUGAAGUACGACUGCGAUCCUCAGAGAGCUCUCGACUCCAUUCUGUCAGCAGAAAGCAGCAGCAGCAACAGCAGAACACAGACGACUGCACCUCCAACCCAGCAUCCACCACAGAAAGGAGUUUUAUCCCACUCCACACGAAACAGCACACACACACACACACACACACCGGCGACGACACUUCCGCUCAGCCUCGGCGAUCUUUUAGCCACGUCUGAGCCGAACAAGCUCAACGGCUCCGGUCGGGGUUCCGAUUCAGCUAAAGCCCGCGAGGUUCCCGAGGUGCGUCUGGAGUCUGAGGUGCUUCCCAAAGUGGCUCGGAUGACGGUGUCUGGAAAGAAGCAGACCAUGGGCUUCGACGUUCCAAGCUCGGAGGAGAACUGCGUCGCCCCAUGCCUACACGGAGGUCCGGGUCCAGAAGUGACCCCCGUCGCGGCUCCAGAGACUCCGUCUAAACCAGCGUGCGCGGUGGAGGAAUCGGCGGUCCCGACCCCGCCGCGUUCUGCAAGCAAAAACAAACAUCAGCUCAACAUCCGAGCUGAACUUGAGCAGAGGCAGGGGGGUAAACCGCUCCUCAACCUGGUGGUAGUAGGUCAUGUGGAUGCCGGUAAGAGCACUCUGAUGGGUCAUCUGUUGUACUUGCUGGGAAACGUGAACAAACGCACCAUGCACAAGUACGAGCAGGAGGCCAAGAAAGCUGGCAAGGCGUCAUUCGCCUACGCAUGGGUGCUGGACGAGACCGGAGAAGAGAGAGACAGAGGAGUGACCAUGGACGUCGGCAUGACCAAGUUUGAAACCACCUCCAAAGUGGUGACAUUAAUGGACGCGCCUGGACACAAAGAUUUUAUUCCCAACAUGAUCACCGGAGCAGCGCAGGCAGACGUAGCCGUGCUGGUCGUGGACGCCAGCCGGGGGGAGUUCGAGGCUGGGUUCGAGGCGGGCGGUCAGACCCGAGAGCACGCCCUCCUCGUUCGAUCUCUCGGCGUCACGCAGCUCGCCGUCGCCGUCAACAAGAUGGAUCAGGUGAACUGGCAGCAGCAGAGGUUCCAAGAAAUCACCUCCAAACUUGGCCACUUUCUCAAGCAAGCCGGGUUCAAGGACUCGGAUAUUUAUUACAUCCCCACCAGCGGCCUUUCAGGAGAGAAUCUCACCACCAGGAGCAAAGCGGCAGAGCUUAUAGCCUGGUAUAACGGCCCAUGUCUCCUGGAACAGAUAGACCGAUUCAAAGCUCCUCAGAGGUCUGUGGAGAAACCCUUCAGACUCUGUGUCUCGGACGUCUUUAAAGAUCAGGGCUCAGGCUUCUGUGUGACGGGGAAGAUCGAGGCUGGAUUCAUACAGACAGGAGACCGAGUGCUGGCCAUGCCUCCUAAUGAGACCUGCACUGUGAAAGGCAUCACUCUUCAUGAUGAGGCGCUAGACUGGGCAGCUGCUGGUGACCACGUCAGUCUGACCGUCACUGGGAUGGACAUCAUAAAGAUUAAUGUCGGGUGUGUUUUCUGUGACCCUAAGGAGCCCAUUAAGGCUUGUACACGUUUCCGGGCCAGAAUCCUGUUGUUUAACAUUGAAGUUCCAGUAACACAAGGUUUUCCUGUGCUGUUACACUACCAGACAGUCAGUGAACCUGCCACCAUCAGGAAACUGGUCAGUGUUUUACAUAAGAGCAGCGGAGAGGUGCUGAAAAAGAAACCAAAGUGUUUAAGUAAAGGCCAGAACGCUGUGGUGGAGAUCCAGACCCAGAGACCCGUGGCUCUAGAACUCUAUAAGGACUUUAAAGAGCUCGGACGCUUCAUGCUGCGUUAUGUCGGCUCCACCAUCGCCGCCGGGGUCGUCACAGAGAUCAAAGAAUAAAGAGCACCAGCAUGCCGACCAGACCGGGGAGCCACUAAACAGCAGCGCAGUGCCACCCGAACCUGGACAUCAGCCUCCACACACACACACACACACACACACACACACACACUCCCAUACACAGGGAACACGUCACACCAAAGACUUCAGUGAUCUGGUUCAGUAACACCACAUGCAGGCUCACUGUGUUUACAUUAACACACGCUCACCUCCAUUUAUUCGUCCGUCCGUCCAUUUAUUUAUGACGUUAUGAUGAACGGUCUCUGUUAUUAUUUUAUUAAGCUUAAUUUAAAUCUUAAUCCCACUAGAGAUCUCAUCUGAGAGAGGAGAAAACUGGCACUUUUAUUUCACAUUCUGGUGUAUUUGAUUAUAUCUGUGAUUCAGUAAUUAAGGGCUUUGGUAUCUACCAAUCAGAGACGCCGGAUAGUGAUCAAAUAUGCCUCGCUUCAGUCCGCACACCUCUCUCUAGGAACGUCGUACAGCUAAUACAAGCUAAUACAAGCUAAUAGAAAUAAUGCUCUGCUAGCCAAUGACUCACCUGAUGUAACACUAACGAUCAAAUCCGGUGGAGACGCUGAUAACGAAUAAAGCAGGAGAGAAUUCGAGAUGAAUGGAGCACUUUGGUUGAAGAACAUGAAGCACACUUUCUUUCUGAGCUGCCUGGGGUUCAAAAUGUAGUUGAACAGCGAAUGUCAUUAUAGUGUCUGAUUCUCUGAUGUUUCCCCUCCUUUUCUUCCCCAAAGUUUUGCACUGGACUCAGAUUUGUUCAUGUAAAUGAAAGCUAAAGCAUCUCUCGAACCGUGUCCAGCAUUACAGACCUGCUGAUGUGAUGUGUGACUGUAAUAUAGUGAAAUGAACUAAACCUAAUGAAGCACUAAGCAAUAUUUAUAAUCAGAAUACUUUAUUGAUCCCCGAGGGGAAAUUUCAAUUAAUUAUAAUAAUGAUAAUAAUAAUAAUAAAACACCACCAGAGUUGUUGUUCGUACAGGGUGGGAGCCGGACGGGACCUCAUAACUGAUGCAAUUACGACCUCUGCUGGAUGCACAGAGAUGAGGGAUAAUGUGAUCAGGGUGUGGCUCUCUGUACACAGAACUGAUCCGCAUAUUAACUCGCCUCAUGCAGGUAAAAAACGAUGCAGUCGGUACUGAACAUGUGUCGGAGGGGGUGUGUGUUAGUCACGGCUCUCCUCAACCAGGGUGGAGGUCAACAUCAGUAGAGAGGAAGCGAAAUGGGGUUAAUAAUUACAAAUACAGAAGUAAGAUUUGAGAGGUUUGAGAUUGGUUGCAGGUUUUAAAUGAAAUGCUCACUUGGAGAGACGCCCACUGUGUUCAGAUUGCAUCUCUACUCCCGAACCUGUGUAGAAUAAGUCAAUGCUGCCUGUGCUCCUGACCUUUUUAUGUGUUAAUUCACCGAGUCGCACUCUUACACACGACCUGAGAAGUUUAUCUCAGUUACAUUUACAUUUACGCUUUAUUUAAAGUAACUUGCAGUUAAUAUUUGCUUAAAAACCCAAGAGUGGUGGCUCACAUGGCAGAGUUCAAUCCCUUGACUCUCUAAUAUAGUCCAGUAAUUAAUGGAGAUUGCUGAGUCUUUGUGCACGAUACAGAUCUCUUUAUGAACCCGGAUUCAUGCACACAUGUUGUAGGAGGCGUGUUAGUCACGGCUCUCCUCGGGCCGGCCUGGACUGUGAUCAGGUAACUGGAUAUGACUAAAUUCUAGAAGACAAAGUCUCUAGAAGUGAUUUCUCAUUGGGCGCUCGUGUCUCAAUGUAUGAGGCACUUUGUUAUUUAAAUCAUUUAUCUCUAAACAGUGUAAAACCUCAGGAGCACAGCGGUCAGACACAUAAAGACAUUUGCUGUUAGUAAUAAACUACAUGUGAAUUUAAACCCUCAUGUUUAAGUUGUGUUUGGUCACAGUCUGCACAAUGCUGUUAAUGUAAAUGUAAUCCACCUGGAAGCUGCUGCACUAAGAGAAUAAAACCCUCGGACUGACUGCA